Penicillium subrubescens is the source of this 741-nucleotide messenger RNA. Its product is annotated as nicotinamidase. Lineage: Eukaryota; Fungi; Ascomycota; Eurotiomycetes; Eurotiales; Aspergillaceae. The record is from RefSeq and is a predicted model, not a curated record. The transcript has 2 exons. The coding region runs from base 1 to 741 and encodes 246 amino acids.
AUGGAAUUCAAAGGCAGUGACAGGGGCCCAUUUGUGCCCGCUCUGAUCAUAGUGGAUAUGCAGGAAGACUUCUGUCCACCCAAUGGAUCUCUCGCCGUUCAAGAUGGCCGAACCCUUGCCCCACUGAUCAACGAUCUCCUCUCCCAGCCUGGCUUCGUGACGCGUAUCGCAACUCAAGAUUACCACCCCGCAGACCACAUUUCCUUCGCCAGCAACCAUCCCCCGCCGAAUAACCGUCCCUUUGAAUCAUUCAUCGAAAUGAAGAACCCCGCGCCUGAUAGGAAGACGGAAUCCAAGCCGCAGCAGCUCUGGCCGGUACAUUGCGUGGCCGGGAGUCCUGGCGCUGAGAUGAUUCCGGAGAUUGAUGCCGGUCGCAUUGAUCUGUUCGUUCAGAAGGGGAAGCACUCGCAGGUCGAGAUGUAUUCUGCUUUUGCGGAUGCCUUUGGGAAUCUGGACCCUGCGGUGACGUCGCAAUCGGUUAAUGUGGAUAUUGCAUCGGUGCUCGAGAAGAAAGGGGUCACGGAUGUGUUUGUUGUCGGGUUGGCUGGGGAUUACUGCGUGAAAUGUACUGCUAUCGAUGCGUUCAAGGCUGGAUUCCGAAGCUGGCUUAUUGAAGAGGGGACUAAGUGUGUGAUGCCUGAUAAUUGGGGGAAGGCCAAAGAGGAGCUUCGAGUUGCGGGAGUCUCGGUCAUUCAUGCUGACGAUCCCAUUGUGAAGAAGCUGGCGGUAGCAGUGGCAUAG